Messenger RNA from Triticum aestivum (bread wheat), 540 nucleotides. RefSeq lists its product as uncharacterized. The record is from RefSeq and is a predicted model, not a curated record. NCBI's taxonomy places the organism in Eukaryota, Viridiplantae, Streptophyta, Magnoliopsida, Poales, Poaceae.
UGCCGAGAAGACCAACGUGGUGUGGGAGCCAUCUAAGGAUUUGAAGCACCUGAACUUGAAGGUGCUGCGGAUCUUCGGGUGCGAGGAAGAAGGCAAGGUGACAAACUAUAUAAGGCUUGUCAUGGAACGAGCUGUGGGGUUGUUGAAAAUCAAGCUGUACGGUGAAAGCCCAUGCAGGUCAACUCACACAUGGAUCAUCCUCAUCCGUGGAGAUAAUUAUCUGUUGACGGAUAUGGUCAGGGAGUGCAGUGGUCUCAUAAUGCUCGCAGGCUUGCAGCAGCUUGAGCAAUGACUGUGGGUCGGUUGUAAUUCUAAUUUCUAGUUAUUGGUAACCUGAGAAUACUUUUGCAGUGUGGACCUCGCAAUUCUAAUUUCUGGUUAUUGGUAGCCUGUGAACACUUGAUUGCACUCUAGCUAAAUUAAAAUGUGUGUACUCGAAUCUGGUGUAACACCCCGGAUGUAACUUUCCAUAUUUGUAACUCCAACUCGUGCCAUUUUCGGCUAUGUGUUAUGAUAUUCCCUCAGUGGUUGGAUUUUGUC